Paramecium tetraurelia is the source of this 1080-nucleotide messenger RNA. RefSeq lists its product as uncharacterized. NCBI's taxonomy places the organism in Eukaryota, Ciliophora, Oligohymenophorea, Peniculida, Parameciidae. The transcript is spliced from 2 exons. The record is from RefSeq and is a predicted model, not a curated record. Gene Ontology annotation, molecular function: protein binding.
AUGAUUCUCCAACCAUUAUAGCAAUUAGUCCAAACAAACAGAGACAAAAAUAACUUUUAAGGACUCACUCCUCAUCAGAGAAAGCGAUAUCUUGAUCACCGAUAGGCCUAUAAACAAAACAGGUACAAGCCACCAAAAAAGUUCCCUACACAAUUCCCCUUAAUUAAAAAAGAUGAUACCCAAUAUCAAUUCAGAUUGUUUCACCAAGUAUAAAAUAUGAAGAGUGCUCAUUUUCAAUCAAAAUAUACAUUGUCUAUGGGAAGCAUUCCUAAUCUAUUAUUGCACACUCAUUUUGAUUAGAUUGUAUUCUACGAUGUGGCUAAGUUAAAAUCUGACACAACCAGAAUCCCAGUUGAGGCACUUGGACUCGAUGUUAUUGAUAGCGUUUGCGCCGUAGCUGGAAUGAGUGGAGACAUAUUGAUAAUUAAUUUGCUUAAUGGAAAAUUAGAAAAACACAUUGUCAAUCAAAAAAGAGAUUUCAUCAACCAUGUUCACUUCUAUCAAAACUAUCUGGUUUCCAAUGAUAAUGGAGGAUUCAUAAGGAUAUUUGAUUAUUAAAACGGACUCAAAGAGAUCUUCUCCUAUCAAGAUAAGGCUUCAGUCAAUCUAACUAGUGUAAAUGACAGCAAAUAAAUUGCCUAUUGUGGUGAUAGACUAGGAUUAAAUGUAUUGGAUGUUCAAUCGGGUACUAUCAUACAUAGUUUGGAACCCCACACUGAAUUUGGUUUUGCUGUGGCCUACCAUCCCAGCAAGAGUUAUCAACUUGCUUCAUCUAGUGAGGAUGGAUCAGCUGUCAUCUACGAUUUGCGAUCCCCCAAAGUCCCCAUAUAGUAGUUUAUCGGAUCAGAACACCCCAUCUACAACAUUAGUUUCUCAAAAAAUGGAUCCCACUUGUUCUUAGCUGAAUCUAAUUCCUAUUUGCACAUCUUGAAUACUUCUAUGUAUGAUUCCGUCUAAAGUAUUGAAAUGCAUGGAGAAAUCUCAGGAAUAGCGAAUGAUACAUACGAUGAAAACCGAUUCUACUUUGGUACCAGCUGCACUUUUGGGGAUGGCAUAUGCGAAUUUUUUAAAAUGAAUUGA